This is a messenger RNA of Danio rerio (zebrafish), 1285 nucleotides long. RefSeq names its product VPS26 endosomal protein sorting factor C (gene vps26c). The record is from RefSeq and is marked provisional. Lineage: Eukaryota; Metazoa; Chordata; Actinopteri; Cypriniformes; Danionidae. Gene Ontology annotation, biological process: intracellular protein transport. Gene Ontology annotation, cellular component: endosome.
CGGAAGCUGGUGAGCGGCGGAGAUGAGCGUUUCUCUGGACAUCCGACUGAAGCGGGCGAAUAAAGUCUACCAUGAGGGGGAGCGUCUGUGUGGGCUGCUGGUGGUGGUCAGCAGAGACCCGCUCCAGCAUCAGGGAGUGUCCCUCAGUCUGGAGGGUCUCGUCAACCUGCAGCUCAGCGCAAAGAGCGUCGGUGUGUUCGAGGCCUUCUACAACUCUGUCAAGCCCAUCCAGCUGGUGUCCAGCACUAUGGAGGUGGCCAAGCCGGGGAAGGUUCCGGCGGGCAGGACUGAGAUCCCCUUCGAGUUCCCUCUGCAGGCUAAAGGAAACAAGCAGCUGUACGAGACCUACCACGGCGUGUUCGUCAACAUCCAGUACACACUCCGCUGUGACAUCAGACGCUCACUGCUGGCCAAAGACCUCAGCAAGAGCUGCGAGUUCAUGGUGCACUGUCAGCCACAGAAGGCCAAGCUGCAGCCUAACCCAGUGGACUUCAGCAUCACACCAGAGACUCUGCAGAACAUCAGAGAGCGGGCGUCUCUGCCGCGGUUCCUGAUCCGGGGUCAUCUGGACGCCACCUGCUGCUCGAUCACGCGUCCCCUGAGCGGAGAGCUGGUGGUGGAGAACUCAGAGGUGCCCAUCAAGAGCAUCGAGCUGCAGCUGGUGCGGGUGGAGACCUGCGGCUGUGCAGAGGGCUACGCCAGGGACGCCACAGAGAUCCAGAAUAUCCAGAUAGCAGAGGGUGACGUGUGUCACGGGCUCUCCAUCCCCAUCUACAUGGUGUUCCCCAGACUCUUCACCUGCCCCACGCUCGAGACCACCAACUUCAAAGUGGAGUUCGAGGUCAACAUCGUGAUCGUCCUCCACGAUGAUCAUCUGAUCACAGAAAACUUCCCCCUGAAGCUGCUGCGGCUGUGAUGCGGAUCCUCCGUCUCGGAUGAUUCAGUCUGGAUCUGCAGCUCAUCUCUCCUCAUCUAGAUCAUGUUCCCCCUCAGCAUCACUGAUCUCCGUCACACAGGAGAAUCCCUCAUCCAUGAAGCCACAGCGUCAGUGAACUCUCUGCGCCUCCUGCUGCAGAGCCGCGCGGCCAAUGAUGACCGACUCUCCUCCUCAUCUUCCCCUGAGCGGGGUUUCAGGUGUUUCUCCACAGCAGUGAACACGGAGCGCUUCAGCUGAAGAUCAGCACUCACCAGAGAAUAAUCAGCGUAUGAUGAUGAUCAGCACUCUGCUGUGUGUGUGUGUGUGUGUGUGUGUUGCUUUGGCACAAAUAAAAGUGUGUUUCAUUCA